Messenger RNA from Entamoeba dispar SAW760, 418 nucleotides. RefSeq lists its product as uncharacterized. The annotation marks the transcript as partial. The record is from RefSeq and is a predicted model, not a curated record. The transcript has a single exon. Lineage: Eukaryota; Evosea; Mastigamoebida; Endamoebidae.
AUGAGUAAUAUAUUUACAAGUGAAGACAGAAAACAAUAUAGUUUAUCAGAAUUAGAAAAAUAUAAUGGAAUUGAUGAUGAAUGUUUUGAAGGAAGUACUGACCUUGUUGAAAUUAAUAUACCAACAAGUAUAGAAUGGAUAGGAGAUAAUUGUUUUAAAGAAUGCACAAGAUUAACAUGUGUCAAUAUCCCAACAUCAGUUACAUCAAUAGGAAAUGGAUGUUUUAAAGGAUGUUCAUCAUUGGUAACAAUUAAUAUACCAACAUCAAUCAGUGAAAUAAAGUAUGAAUCUCUUAGUGGAUGUACAUCACUUGUAUAUUUUAAAAUCCCAAUUUCAAUUACAUCAAUAGAAAAUGGUUGUUUUAAGAACUGUUUCAAAUUAAAGAAAAUUAAUAUACCUACUUCAAUAAAGAACUGGA